Messenger RNA from Lethenteron reissneri (Far Eastern brook lamprey), 4002 nucleotides. RefSeq names its product amiloride-sensitive amine oxidase [copper-containing]-like. NCBI's taxonomy places the organism in Eukaryota, Metazoa, Chordata, Hyperoartia, Petromyzontiformes, Petromyzontidae. The record is from RefSeq and is a predicted model, not a curated record. Gene Ontology annotation, biological process: amine metabolic process. Gene Ontology annotation, molecular function: primary methylamine oxidase activity; copper ion binding; quinone binding. Gene Ontology annotation, cellular component: plasma membrane.
AACACGGGGAUGAUAUUCUGGCUCGACACGGUUUGACGCCACGAAGAUUCUAAUCUCCGCGUCGAAAGGUAGUGUCGUGAGAGUACUGCAUCCGUUGAAAGCUUCAGACCUAUUAACACUCUAAACAUCAUAUCUACAGAAGGCACAAUGUCAGAAAUGAAUUCAGCUUCAAGAAAAUGGGUAUUUCUUACCCUACUAUUUGUUUCAAUUACUAUUAUUCUGGCAUCAGUUUUGAUUCACCAGCAUGUAAAUGCAAACUUUCCCAAGAAGUGCCCAAAUAAAUUUGUUCUAAAUGGCAUUAAACCCGAUUACAAGGCAAUAGAAAUAUUUUCCGACCUAACGCCAACAGAAUUGACCACUGUCAAGGACUUUCUGGUGAGCCAUAAGGACCUCAAUAUUGUUGCUUCAGAAGCCACCGUGAACAGCAACUACAUCUACAUGAUAGAGCUCUACAACCCAGACAAAAAGGAAGCUUUGCAUUACUUGGACCAUGGAGGAGCCAAGCCUGCUCGAGUUGCUAAGGCAGUGGUUUUCCGCGGAGCUGACGUUCAGCCAUCGAUUGCAGAAUAUCUGAUAGGCCCACUUCCGAAUCCCACCUGGUACCGGCCACACAGUCCAUCAACGAGGAAACACGUUAUUAAUUUUAGCUCUCGGCCAACGACAAUCCCGGAAUACACGGCUCUGUACACAUAUUUUUUACCAAAAGCUUUAGAAAAAGUGAACCAUAUUUUGGAGGAGAGUUAUGGCUAUACAUAUCAUAACUGUACAAAAAAAUGCCUAACCGUUGGGGAAGUGGCACCAAAAGGAUUGAAGUCAGGAGAAAGGCGGUCCUGGGUAAUGCUUCUCCGACAAUUGGAAGGGUUUUACCUGCACCCAGUAGGCUUUCACGUUUUGAUAAAUCAUGAAAGCUCAAACAUCGCAAAAUGGGCAGUGGAGAAGGUUUACUACCAUGGCCAGUAUUUUGUAAGCAUCGAAGAGCUAAUCACAAAAUAUGACAAAGGUUCUAUUACUAAGAUAAAGCUGAGUGACAGCAGUCGAGAAUCAUCGGGAUAUAAUCGUCGCGGAGCCUUCAGAGCAGACACGUCUCAGACGGGACCGCGGCAGUUCGAGCCCGAGGGCCACCGGUACCGGGUUGAUGGGAACUUUGUGCAGUAUAUGCCCUGGACGUUCGCUUUCAGAAUCUCUUACAUGGGGCUUCAGAUAUUUGACAUCAAGUACAACGGUGAGAGAAUUGUCUAUGAGAUGGGCCUCCAAGAUGUCGUCUCAUACUAUACUGGCAACGAUCCGAUAGGAAGCUUAUUCAGAGCCAUGGACUCAGGUUGGCACUUUGGUGCCGACAAUUUUGAGCUUGUGAAGGGGAUCGACUGCCCGCACACUGCCACGUACCUGGACACAUAUCACUUUGUGAACUCAGAGAAGCCGCUGAAAUACCCGAACUCCAUCUGCAUUUUCGAGCACAACACAGGAGUGCCAUUGCGUCGACACUUGGAGGACGAAGACCGAAGAGGCUACUCGUUCUAUGGUGGCUUGGUCAACUAUGUACUCGUGAUUAGGAGUGUCAACACAGUAUACAACUACGAUUACGUCGUGGACUAUAUUUUCUACCAGAAUGGAGUAAUUGAAGCAAAGAUUCACCCCACUGGGUACCUCGUGGCGACGUAUUUCCUUGGGGAUGGACUCAAGUAUGGCAACAAAUUAUUUGACCACGUCCUUGGCAAUGUGCACACGCACAUGAUAAACUACAAACUGGACAUGGAUAUAGUGGGCACAAGCAACAGCUUUAAGACUGUGAGCCUGCAGCUUGAGAACACGACGGUCGUUUGGAGCCCAGAGCAUGCCAAGGUCAUGCCCAGCGUGAAGCACGACCUCAAGGAGACAGAGUCGGAGGCAGCCUUCAAGUUCGACGUCAGACUUCCAUACCUAGUGUUCUUUAACGAGAACGCCUUAAACAAGUGGGGCACACAGCGUGGUUAUCGCGUGCAGGUCACGAGCCACGGAAACCCCCUGUUGCCAGAGGAUUACGAAGAGGAGAAAAGCGUUGCAUGGAGCAGGUAUCAAGUAGCGGUGACAAAACGGAAGGAGACAGAGCUCCACAGUGGAAGUAUCUACAAUCAACAUGACCCUUGGACUCCUGCCGUUUACUUUCAGGACUUCAUAAAUGACAAUGAGAACAUUGUCAAUCAGGACCUGGUGGCCUGGGUGACGGUGGGCUUCGUGCACAUCCCCCACUCAGAGGACGUUCCCAACACGGCCACCGCCUGCAACGGCGUGGGAUUCUUCUUCCGGCCGUUCAACUUCUACGACGAGGACCCAUCGGUGGCAUCGCGGGACGUCGUGAUCCUGCGCCCUGGGUCCCACAGCUCUGGAAAGCCUGUCGUGUCCUGGUGGACGGAGCAGAGCCCCACUGAGCCCAGCGUGUGCCUGCCCGACAUUCAGCCACUAGCUUACAACGGCACACGCACUCCUGUGUAAGUGAAACCCACACAGUACUGUUGAGAUAGCUGUGAUGUCAUGUUAAAUCAAUUGUAUUCUUGCAUUUAUUCAACACGUUAUGAAUAAUAUAUGGUGAAAAAAAAAUAUGAAAUAGUAUGCAGGUUAAUCGAAAAGUCUCUGUGCAGUGGGCGCAAAUAUUAACCAGAGCCUGGAUGAAAUGUGAAUGGGAAUUACCCACGUGCAAGAGACAUAUACAGACAAAAUAAUGUACCGUAAUCAUUUGCUUUCAAACAUGUUAGGACAUGUUCGGUAGUGUUUGGAUGUAGAUUUUUCCCAAUUAAAUUAAUUACUGUGGAUUGUAACGCCAGUUCUUUUGUACAGAUACUCUCUGUCACCUUGUUUAUAUGUGGGUAUUAAGCAAAAAUGAAUACAAUUCUUCUGCACAUAACUUUGUUCCAUUCCACAGACGUUGCACAAUCACUGCAAACCUCUUUAUUUUUUGGCAUAGCAUUUGUAUUUCGAAUCACCAGUCAAUAAUCUCAGUGUGUUGAGAUUCCAUUAAUGGUGCUCCAGCCCAGGGAGCCUAGCAAGGGAUGCAGGCAAGGUAAGGUGCCUGGCCUGCUUGGCCUAUGAAGAGGUUUGCCACCUGUCCAGGUUUGACCGAGACAGAUCAGGAAUUGGAACCUGUGUUCAGGUUGCAAGACAUUGUUUGUCCCUAGAUCUGGUGGUAUUAUGCUGAACUUGAUUACAGUGUAAUGCUCCGUUUUGGUUAACCUAAGCUGACAGAACUAUGUCUGGGUUUGAUCGAUGGACAAGGAGGCAACACUACCAGUGAAAAACACAACUAGGCAUGUUAGAAAAGUAAUUAAGCAAAAAUAAACAAAUAUAUUCGCGAAAUAUUUGAAGUGCUUUUUAAUUUAUUUAACUUCAUAAAGAUUAAUAAAUUGUAUUAUCAAGCAUCUCGCAAUCAUAAUUCUAAAUUUUAGUCAUGUUUGAAUAUCUCCAUGAUGACCACAUGACUCCAUCCAGCCAAUCAGAGCACAUUACCCCUAUAACAUCUGCACAUUUUGAAAGCUGAUUAAACAUUGUUGAGUGUUGCCAGAGUGAAACUUUUCUUUGUGUUGCAGCUUGUCACGGAGUAACAGGGGCAGCAACGUUGCUCACAGCAUUAUAUUACAUGAAAUUGUACCAUUUAUCUUUGCCUUUUAACAAUGUCAUUAUUCUCUGGAUCAAAGCGAUUGAAUAGGCAUUAUCAAGAUAUACAUUUUCUCUAUGGAAGCUUUCAAGUCCCAUGCUGAUACUGACAAAUCGCACACAUAUCUAGACGUGUAAAUGUUAAUGUUGAAUAUUAAUAGCACGUCGACAUUGCUGUAUCCCCGAGUUUGAAAUUAAGUUGGCAAGCUUCCCCUUCAGCUCACCUCCAACUUGAGAAAUUCUCAUGGAUACUAACCAAUCGCUCCUCUUCUUGGUGGCCUGUCACACAUUAUCUCGGGAAACUUUAAGAGCUCCGUUUCACUUAUAUUUGUGUAUAUCACUAUAUACCAGAGGUGUGGACUCGAGUCAUGUGAC